Messenger RNA from Salvelinus namaycush (lake trout), 2202 nucleotides. RefSeq names its product mucolipin TRP cation channel 2 (gene mcoln2). The transcript has 15 exons. The record is from RefSeq and is a predicted model, not a curated record. NCBI's taxonomy places the organism in Eukaryota, Metazoa, Chordata, Actinopteri, Salmoniformes, Salmonidae. Gene Ontology annotation, cellular component: membrane. Gene Ontology annotation, molecular function: NAADP-sensitive calcium-release channel activity. The coding region runs from base 317 to 1939 and encodes 540 amino acids.
CUUUUUUAUAAAAUGUUAAUCAAAUACAACUACCGACUGUUUCCUUGUUGAGAUUCAAUUGGCACAUGAAAAUUCGCGCUGAUUUGCCAAUCUUACAACACCAAUGAGUCAGUCAUUGGUAUGUGAUUAACUCUAGUCUGCGCUCAACUCUGUGGAGGAGUUGAGGUGCUUGGCAAAUCACAGUACAAUACACUACAGUAUCAACUGGCUGAAUUCAACUUUGGAUUGGAUAUCUGAUGCCUGUGUGUAGUCCACCAGCAGCGAUUCAUUCCAGUAUCGUGACGGGAGUGAGUCAGUUGGGCCGCUUGGUUCCACAAUGAGCCAAGGCAUAAUAAAGGAGGAAAUUCUUCGCGAUGAUCUAAAAUACUACUUCAUGAGCCCUUGUGAGAAAUACAGGGCCAGACGCCAGUUACCAUGGAAACUGGGGGUGCAGAUCCUGAAAAUCGUCAUGAUCACAUCCCAGCUUAUCUUGUUUGGACUGAACAACCAACUUGUGGUUUCCUACAAGGAGGAGAAUGCCAUGACCUUCAAGAACCUGUUCCUCAAGGACUAUAGCGGAGUUGAUGAGGACGAUUACAGUGUAGCUCUUUUCUCCCAACAAGCCGUCUAUGACAGUCUGUUCUAUGUGCUGGAUCAGUACCGCCAGUUGGGGCGCCUCUCUGUGGGGCCUAUCAGUUACGCUGAGGAGGAUGGGAAACUGUUACCUCUGGUCAUCUGUAAGGAGUACUACAAGAGAGGCAAUGUGGAACCCUCGGACGAGGCCUACGACAUUGAUGCUCAGUUAGAAAAAGAUUGUAUGACACAUGAUCCAACAAACGUGAGCCAGUGGAAAGCAGAAAAUGUGUCUUUUUUCAAUCUGGAAUUUUACAGGCUUGUUGAUAUCAAGAUCACUUUUCAACUUAAAGGAAUCAACCUACAAACAGUGCGCUCACAUGAGUUACCCGACUGUUAUGUCUUUUUUGUGACGAUCACAUUUGAUAACCAGUGUCACAGCGGAAAGAUAAAAGUCUUCCUCGAUAUUGACGCACUGAGCAGUGCGUGCAAAAACUGGAAGAUUUCAGGGACUGCUCAGAAGAACACGCACUACCUUCUGGUGUUUGAUGGCUUUGUCAUACUGGUUUGCCUGACCUCGGCCGUGCUAUGCACACGCUCCAUCGUUCUGGCAGUCAAAUUACUGCAGAGAUUUUCCAAGUUCUUCCGUGAGAAUUAUAAUCACAAGGUGUGUGAGACUGACCAAAAGGAGUUUUUAAACGGCUGGUAUGUUUUGGUGAUCGUCAGUGACGCUAUGGCCAUAGUAGGAUCCAUAUUGAAGAUGGAAAUACAAGCAAAGAGUCUUACCAGCUAUGAUGUGUGCAGCAUCUUUCUGGGGACUUCUACGCUGAUGGUGUGGGUGGGAGUGAUCAGGUACCUGGGCUACUUCCAAAAGUACAAUGUGCUCAUCCUGACUAUGAAGACUGCCUUCCCCAAGGUGAUCCGCUUCUGUUGCUGUGCUGGCAUGAUCUACCUGGGGUACACCUUUUGUGGCUGGAUCGUACUUGGCCCUUACCAUGAAAAGUUUGAGGGCCUGAGUCGGGUGGCCGAGAGCCUGUUCUCGCUGGUCAACGGCGACGACAUGUACACCACCUUUGCACAGCUGAAGGACAAAAACAGCCUGGUGUGGCUGUUCAGCCGCGUCUACCUCUACUCCUUCAUCUCCCUCUUCAUCUAUAUGGUGCUCUCGCUCUUCAUCGCCCUCAUCACAGACGCCUACGACACCAUCAAGAACUACCAGAAGAAUGGUUUCCCCAUGACAGACCUGCAGAGGUUCCUGAGAGAGCAGAAGGAUUUCCCCCCCAGUGAGGAGGGCAGCGAGAUGGACACAGAGAUUGGAAUGGGACACCCAGCGCUGUGCUGUUGCAGACGGGCUCCAAGCAAUGAUGACAUCAUACUCAUCAGCUGACAGCAGCCACACCUGGGAAUGUUGGGAGAAGAGAAUGAUUCUGGAAAUUGGGAACCCGGACCUCUGAAAUAGAAAUGGAAAUACUGUUCAAUAAUAUUUGGGACCAUGCAGGUUUUUAUAGGCAGAGUUUAUAUAUUUUCCACAGGGGAGCAAAUGUGGAAUAUAAGUGCCAAAUAAAGUUCUUUAUAUUGCCUUUUAAACAUUAAACUAAAAGCCAUGUACGAUAUCUGCUGGCUCAGAGCUAGCGGCUCUGUAUUAGCAAA